AUGCCUACCACACCAAUCGUAAGUUACGUCGAUUCCUUCCUCGCUAAAGGCAUCGCCGCAGCCCCCAAACACCGCACCACUCCGGAGAGUUUUGAGCAAGGUUACCGGAGCCUUGCAGUCGAGGCCAACCUCCUUAGUGGGCUCUAUUGGUUGGUCUCCACCAAGCAGCUAGUGUCAGGGUAUGUCCCUUCAAGAGAUGAUCCUCUUCGGAUGGUGGUGGAGAAGCUACUGGGAAAGUGUAGUCGGAGUGGUGGUUUUGCAGCAUCCCCGAGCACUGCAUCCCCUAAUGUUAUUGCUACGACGUCGGCCUUGCAGUUGGCGACUAUUUUCGCCGUUGAUUUAUCGCAUCAGCGAGAAGAGAUAGUUGGGUGGCUACGCGCCCUUGUAUCGUCCGAAGAUGGUUUAGUGCGUAGUGGUGCUGCUUUCAACGAGGUCGCUGGGGACAUACGGUUUGCCUACUGUGUGGUCCUCAGCCUGGAUCUGUUGGAUUACCGAUUAUCAGGCGCUGAAAGUGAGAGGGUAGGCCGGUGGAUACGUCGGUGUCAGGCAGCCGAGGGUGGCUUUGGUCAGAGGCCAGGCUGUGAGGCUCAUGCGGGGCACACCUUCUGUGCAGUGGCAGCUUUGAAGUUACUUGGAAUGAACGACGACUAUGAUGUGGAAGCUUGUGUGAAGUGGCUCAAACGGAGGGUCCUCCUGCCGGACUGUAAGGGUUGCAAUGGUCGACCGGGCAAGCCGGCGGACUCCUGCUACGUGUUUUGGGUGAUGGGGGCGUUGCAUAUGUUGGGAGAAGUGCCAACUAGCAGUGACUGGCUCGACACUGAUGGUCUUGAGGAGUUCAUAAGGUUGUGUUACGAUGAGGAAGUGGGAGGUCUGUCGCCCAAUCCGGACUGCCCAGCCGAUCCGUUCCAUACCUUUUUCGGUUUGGCGGGGUUAUCGAUAGCUCUUGGAGGGGGGAAAGUUACUCUCGGUGGUUGCGAGAUCGAGCUCCGCAAGAUGUUGGUUGAAAGGGCCUUAGUGGAAGUGGCUGCUAGCAAAUGA
This is a messenger RNA of Perkinsus marinus ATCC 50983, 1038 nucleotides long. Its product is annotated as prenyltransferase subunit, putative. Bases 1 to 1038 code for a protein of 345 amino acids. Gene Ontology annotation, molecular function: protein prenyltransferase activity. Lineage: Eukaryota; Perkinsozoa; Perkinsida; Perkinsidae. Gene Ontology annotation, biological process: protein prenylation. The record is from RefSeq and is a predicted model, not a curated record. The transcript has 2 exons.